This is a messenger RNA of Acaulospora morrowiae, 263 nucleotides long. The record is from the annotation of a GenBank genome assembly. NCBI's taxonomy places the organism in Eukaryota, Fungi, Glomeromycota, Glomeromycetes, Diversisporales, Acaulosporaceae.
AUGUAUGGCCGCCUUAAAGGAUCGAAAACUUUUUUAGUGAUCAAGGCAAUCCAUUUAGGGAUUACGCUUUCGUCACCACCGAAAGCAAUAAACAGGGCGUACGUUUCUUUUCCCGUCCCGGCUCUCGCGCAAGUGCAUGUGCUGACACAGAAACUUUCACAUUUGGGCGGAUUAUCCGCAAAUCUGGACGUCAAAAACAAUCACUUUUUUCUCAUUCAAUUACUCCGAAAGAACAAGACACUCAAACCAAUCUAUUGUCAAUU